Meloidogyne enterolobii is the source of this 705-nucleotide messenger RNA. Lineage: Eukaryota; Metazoa; Nematoda; Chromadorea; Rhabditida; Meloidogynidae. The record is from the annotation of a GenBank genome assembly.
AUGGAGUCUGACAGAAACCUGUGGGAGCUACCAUAUUACCAUGGAUUGCUUCCGCGAGAGGACACUGUUGCAAUGCUGAAGGCAAAUGGCGAGUUCCUGAUCCGGAAGAGUGAGGAGAAUGCAGGCGAUGCAAGAACGUUCGUCCUGUCGGUCGUCUACGGCAACGUCAAGCACUAUCUCUUCCGCGAGGAGAGGGGGCGCAUUUCCAUCGACUUCAAAUCAGACAAGGGCUACAAAUCAAUAAGGGAUUUCGUCGACAGUCAUAUGCAAAGCCGCCAACCCGUUUGCUCAGCAAGCCAUGUCAUCAUCACGAAGCCCAUUGGGAGGAAGGAUUGGGAGCUGGCACAUGCGGACAUUGUGAACGGAGCAAAGCUAGGAGCUGGUGCAUUCGGCAUUGUAAGACGCGGAGAGCUCAAGCAAAGCGGCGGACAGACGGUGAAGGUAGCCAUCAAAGAGGCAACGUUGACCAAAUGCACAAAGGAGCAGAUAAAGGAGUUCAUGAACGAGGCCCGUAUAAUGCGCAAGUUCAAGCAUCCGAACGUCAUUCAGUCGUAUGGUGAGUUGCAGGAUAUAGGUUCCAUGUAUUUUCUAAAUAUUUUCAAACUAGCGGAGUUGGUCGGCCUUCGGCCGCCCCACCCCGCUAGCAAAAACAAACCAAAAAACAAACUCCAAAUCAACUUAUCACAACCUCAAAAUUGGCCCUAA